AUGCUGCAGACCCAAUCCUUGUCUCAACGGAGGGUAUGUCAGGAGAUCUGUGACACCCACGGCAUCCGCUUUUCUUGUGGCUGUCCCAACAAAUAUACUGGUCAGCGGUGUGAGAGGACAAAGCUGAAGAGUUGUGAGGACAUCGUCAAGUACGGUGCCUUGACAUCAGGAGAAUACGAGAUCUUUAAUUCAAACAAUGACCCGUUUUCUGUUUACUGUGACUUGCAGUCUGAACCAAGUUUUGUAUGGACACUGAUACAAUCGUUUUCCUUGGCUAAAAAAGAUACCUUUGAGAAUAAACCUUUUGGCGUAAAUUUUGAGAUUAAUAAUGACAAAAAAAAAGUGGAUUGGAACGGGUACCGAUUAUCCUUAUCACAGAUGAAGUCUCUUGCUGAUCACUCCACACAUCUGAGAGCAACUUGUAACUUUUUUACAGAUGGUCUGCAGCAUACGGACUACGCACGCGCAAAACUGGCAGGUCAUGACAUCUUUGGUAACUGGACCAUCUGUCAGAUG
Molecule: messenger RNA, 516 nt
Organism: Pocillopora meandrina
Lineage: Eukaryota; Metazoa; Cnidaria; Anthozoa; Scleractinia; Pocilloporidae
Source: the annotation of a GenBank genome assembly